Messenger RNA from Paramecium octaurelia, 1560 nucleotides. NCBI's taxonomy places the organism in Eukaryota, Ciliophora, Oligohymenophorea, Peniculida, Parameciidae. The record is from the annotation of a GenBank genome assembly.
AAAAUCGGAUGGAUCCAAAAUCAACUGCUUUUCACAUUUAUAAGUAAACCCUGAUUAAAAAAAACAAUUAACCUAUUUCACAAGUGUAUAGUUACGAAUAAAAGGAUGUGAGUUUAUUAUGAUUAUCUCUUUUAGAAAAUUGGAUAAGGAGCCUAUGGCAGUGUUUAUAGAGCAGUUCAUAAAGUAAGUAAACAAGUGAGAGCAGUUAAAGUGAUUAACAAAUUGAAUAUUAAAUACAAAGAUAGAUUAUUGAGUGAAAUCACAAUUAUGGAGUUGUUGGUACUCAAUGUCUUUUAUUUUAGGAUCAUCCUAGCAUUUUAAGAUUGUUUGAAACCUUUGAGGAUGCAGAGUAUUUGUAUAUGGUUUUGGAGUAAAAAUAUCAAUUCAAUUACUUGAUAGAAUCUGUUAAGGAGGGGAUGUAUUUGAUAAAGUACUUGAAAAGGGUUGUCUCUCAGUGGAAGAUGCAUUUAAAGUGUAUAUAUAAUACAUGAGAGCGGUUAAUUAUUACUAAGGAUUCAAAAUAGUUCAUAGGUAUUAAUUUUAUAAUUUUUAGAGAUUUGAAACCUGAAAACUUUUUGUUCCAAAAGAAGAAUGAUAUGAAUUCAUUGAUAGUUAUUGAUUUUGGAAUUGCCAAAAGAGGGAUAGACAAAUUACAAACUAAAAGUGGAACAGUAAAAUCACCAAAUUUAACGAAUAGGCUUAUUAUGUUGCCCCUGAAGUACUGGAUGGAUAAUAUGAUCAUAAAUGUGAUGUCUGGUCUGCAGGAGUUGUCCUAUAUGUCAUUUUAUGUGGUUAUCCUCCAUUUUAUGGAGAGAAUGAAAAGGAAAUCUUAAUAGAAAUCAAAUCAGGAACAUUGCAAUUUGAAGGUUAUUAAAUUGUUAAUAAGUAGGCGAUGAGUGGUUAGGAAUCUCGUAAGAAAUUAAAGAUUUUAUAAAACAACAAGUAUGUCCAGCAUCUAAUAGAGCUAUCCCCAAAGAUUUGUUAAGUCAUAAAAUAAUAACCUAAUACAAUUAAAAGUUUCUGAAUGAUUUUAAAUUGAUUUCAAUGUAAAAUCUCAAUUAAUGGAUCAAAUAUCACCCAUUAAGAAGAUUGGCACUUUACUAUCUAUCAACAUAGAUUGAUUCAUGUGAUUUAGUCAAUUAAAAGAAUACUUUCUUCUUCAUCAAUUAAUCGUAAAGUGGAUUGAUAACGCAAUAGGAAUUGGCGACUUAUUUGAAAGUUAAUAAGUAGGAUAUUCAAAAAUUAUGGCCAUAUAUCGAUUGUAAUAGCAAUGGUUAUUUGGAUUAUUUUGAAUUUGUAGCAUUGACUUUGACACCAUAGGAUUAUCAAAAACAAUUACAAUUUAUGUUUGAUUUUCUAAGUUAAUCUGAGAAGGUGAUAACUCAAAAAAGUAUUAAAUUUAUUUUUGAUUAAAAUGCUAAUUUAAAUAAUAAGUGGGAUAGUAUUUCAAACACGAAAAACCAGUAUGCUUAAGUCAAUCAACAUGAAUAAUAAAUAAAUGUUAAAAACAUUAUUGAUAAAGAUAUCGAUUUUAACGCAUUCAAAACAAUAAUGGGAUGA